AUGAAUAGCUUCAGUGUAGCAUUUAAUAUAUGUAUAGUUGAAAAGCUAAUUUCUAGUAAUCAACAUGAUGUAUCGUAUAUUGAGGACCCCGGCGCGUUCCCGGCGGUGCUGAUCGCGCAGGAGGCGCCGGGUCCGGUCCAACGUGCGUGCAACCCUGUGCAGUGCGCGCGCUUGUGUCACUCGUUGGGCUUCAGGUUGGUUUGCUGCACUAUCAGAGUGUGUGCUUGUGCUAGA
Molecule: messenger RNA, 234 nt
Organism: Brenthis ino (lesser marbled fritillary)
Lineage: Eukaryota; Metazoa; Arthropoda; Insecta; Lepidoptera; Nymphalidae
Source: the annotation of a GenBank genome assembly